CUCCCCUACAGUACCCUCAUGCCUCCCAAUGGAACACAUCUCACAAUCACCAAUCCUCUCAUCUUGUACCGCAGUCUCAUAGCCACCAACCGCAUACAACCCGAUCCCUCCCAGCAUCGCCUCGCACUACACCUCCAAAAACUCUAUGAGCGGUUGAUCGACUAUGAACCGAGCAUAGAAUACUCCGACCGCCUGAAACAAUUAAGUAGAGCUGUUGCUGCUAGCCAUGAUGUCCCGCGGCCGCCCUCUCCGGAUGAGCGAACCCUUGGAACAAGAGGCCUAUGGACGUCCCUCCUCGCGCAAAAGGAGAAACGCGACUCGCUGGCCUUGACCCGCGUUCUUACGAGCCAUGAGGCGGCUCUCCAACUCCAAAGCCCUCAGGGCCUGAUGCUGCACGGUGAAGUCGGGACUGGAAAAUCUAUGCUCGUCGACCUAUUCGCAGACUGCCUGCCCCAUCGGAAGAAGAGACGAUGGCACUUCAACGCGUUCAUGCUUGAUACGUUUUCCCGUCUAGAGCAUUUACGGAAGUCGAGAUCAGUGGUCAAGGGCGAGAAUCUUCAGGAUGAGUAUUCAUUACUGUGGCUAGCGCGCGAUCUCAUACAAACGUCGCCCAUCCUCUUCCUGGACGAAUUUCAACUCCCGGAUCGCGCAGCUUCAAAGAUUCUGUCCAACCUCAUGACUUCCUUCUUCCAACUCGGCGGGGUGCUCAUUGCUACCAGUAACCGCAUGCCUGAGGAACUCGCCAAAGCCGCUGGCAUAGAGUUUGCAAGGCCGGUGUCGAGACUCAGUCGGUUGGGAUGGACACUAGGCAUUGGGGGCUUGGUGGGAAGGGAUGAUGGACCAGGGCAGGCGGGGGAGUUUGCGCAGUUUCUGGAAGUGUUGAGAGCGAGGUGCGAGGUCUGGGAGAUGGAGGGGAAGAAGGAUUACCGUCGAGUGACAGGAGGGGAAGAUAGAACGGUAGGGCUGAAGGUCUUCGAAGAUCUUUCCAAAUCCACGAGCGUGCCUGCAGAAGGCAUACCGUCUGACCCAAUUUCGACUGGGACCGCCGAAGCUACCCCAUCCCAUUCCUCUGAAACCACCCUGCCGAAGCACUAUUUUAUUACGCCCUCAUCAACGGCAUCACCCACCGAGCUUGCCACCCACGAAACAACACUGGACGUCCUUCUCCACGACCUCACAUCCACCCCUCACCACCUUCCGAUUCUCUGGGCACCCACCACCCUCAUAGUCUACGGCCGCCCUCUCCACAUCCCAGCCCAAUACGCCGGCAACACACUCUUCACCUUUUCUCAACUCUGCGGCGCCACCCUCGGCCCCGCAGACUACAUCACCCUCGCAUCGACCUACCACACACUCAUCCUCACCGACAUCCCCAUCUUCUCUUUUGCGCAAAAGAACGAAGCUCGACGCUUAAUCACGCUGCUCGACGCAUUAUACGAAGCGCGCUGCCGCCUCCUCAUAACAGCGGCCGCCUCUCCAGACCAUCUCUUCUUCCCCUCUUCCCCCUCCUCCGCGUCUCCCACACCCGACGAGAGAGCAGAAGCUCUCUCCGCCGAUGCCGUCCACCCCGAAACCUACUCCGAAAUCCACCAAGACCUAACAUCUCCCUUCCGCCCCAACGUCAGCUCCUACCACAUCCCCGCACUCUCCGCCGACGCCCUGGAAGACGAUCCGCCAAACCGCGUCCGCCGGCCCGGCAGCUCCUACACCGACGAGCGCAAGCUAAGUGCAAAAGCGCCGGACUUCGCUAAUAUAGGUGGGCUGACGGGCGAGGAUGAGAAGUUCGCGGUGAAGCGGGCGCAAAGUAGGAUGUGGGAGCUGUGUUCGCGGCGCUGGUGGGAGCGUGCGUCCGCUUCCCCUUUCGACGCUGGCGCCGGAGAAGAGGGAAGGAGUUGGUGGAGGCCGCUGCCCCCGGAGUCCCGGCAUUGGGAGCGCCCAUCGCGCUUUGAGCCAGUUGCUGACGCUUCCGCGGAGCGGACCCAUGUCUCUGAGAUAUCGGAUGCACACCUGUCAGCGGACAGAGAUCCACGGAUGGACAAGCAGCAGGGGACGUUCGCUCACGGAGCCAGUCCCUUCAGGACGACAAGCGAUCCUCCGCCAAAUAUCGGAUGGACGCACGUAUAGGGUACUAUGCGAUGGGGCAAGCGAGCUGGCGCAUGGGGAAAGGGUGUUGAAGGGCUUCAGGAAAGGCGAAGCGAAAAGGAGCUGGAGAAAGAGGCACCUGACGAGAAAGAAAAACGUUAGAAGAGAGAUUGGCCCCUUGCGGAAGGGGAUGCUCCGAAUUUAAAGCACUCGCCGUGCAAGGAGAUUGGUUCGUACAGCUGACUAUAUGUGCUAUUGCGCACACUCGCGAAGACCUUUAGGCUGGCUGUUACGCGCAUUUGUAUAUCCGGGGAAUACUACACGGUGUGAAACCGGGUUCAAAUGUGUGGAUACUCUGGAAAUCAGAAGUGUUUGAACUUGACGUAAU
This is a messenger RNA of Trematosphaeria pertusa, 2470 nucleotides long. RefSeq lists its product as uncharacterized. The transcript has 2 exons. Lineage: Eukaryota; Fungi; Ascomycota; Dothideomycetes; Pleosporales; Trematosphaeriaceae. Gene Ontology annotation, molecular function: ATP hydrolysis activity; ATP binding. Bases 19 to 2124 code for a protein of 701 amino acids. Gene Ontology annotation, cellular component: mitochondrion; cytoplasm. The record is from RefSeq and is a predicted model, not a curated record.